Amoebophrya sp. A120 is the source of this 4294-nucleotide messenger RNA. The record is from the annotation of a GenBank genome assembly. NCBI's taxonomy places the organism in Eukaryota, Dinophyceae, Syndiniales, Amoebophryaceae.
AUGAGCGCGUCUGCGAUGACUGGGACGGGUUCCUAUUCAGCGGCGGACCAGAAGGCGCGCGACAUUUUGCGGAAGCACCACGAGGCGCAAUCAUCGGCUUCUUCCUCCGGCAGGAAAAUUGAUCCGAGUGACGUUCUACAGACACUGCAGCUGCUCCCUUUCCCCCGCAACACGGAGCGGGUGUCCGUGCGGCCCGAAGGCAAGGACUUCGUCCUCUCCAUCAAUGUGGGACUGACUACGCUUCGGGGCAAGUUCCCAGUGUUGUCGCAAACGGCGCGGAAGUGUCCGCACGUCGCGCAGCUGCUCGCAGAGUUCUGUCCCAGCGCUCCGUUUGGCAGAUGCAUAGCGGAUGAUGCUGGUUGUAUUCUACCUGACGAGUCAACACCCACAGAUGCGGUCGCGGUGGGCCAUGAUGCCACGCCUGCUGCAGCGGAAGAUGCUGGGCGGGACACCAAAAAUCGGUUCACUUUCACAUCCAUCACCGUGAACAAGAACUACGCCGCAAACGCGCACCGGGACGCCAACCACUACCGGGGAAACGCACGCAUCAUCGCGGUAGGCGAUUUUACCGGAGGUGAGCUCUUCGUCACGGAUUUCGACAAACGAAUCGACAUUCGCAAUGCCUGGCAUGACUUUGACGCGCGCGAGUUGCACGGGACGUUUCCCUUUGAUGGGGAAAGGUUCUCCGUGGUGUACUUCGUUCACACUGCCUCUGUGCCAAAGUUGCUGGGGCAACAUCUUCCCUUCAAAGCAGGAGGUAUCAGACUGGAGCCUGCGGGUGAAAACGAGGCGUACGAUCGGGAGCUAGAGUCACUGAAGAAGCAUUUCGUUGAGGAGUUGCAUAUGCCGUGGCCAGAUUUUCAAACCGAUUUUCCGCCAAGUAACUCAUUGCAGGCAAGUAUUGCGGCCUUCGGAGAUCGAGGCGUGCCAAGCACGACCAAAGUGGCAAGUGGGCAUAGGACAACGAUUUUUGACGUUCCAAGCUCCGCUUGUGCUAGGUCGCAACGUGGGCGGCCCAUCGCAGCCAUCAUUCUGACGAAAAAUCAGGCUCCUGGUGCUGCACAAUAUGCCCCACUUGUGCCGCUCGCCUGUCAAGCCCUUGGGGCAGUUUUCAAAGUGAAGUGCCGCGAGAGCAAUGCGUGGAGCCGCUUGGGGACAAAAACAGGAAGACAUCCGGUGCCUGUGGUAUUUCUCGAUCAGCAAAGCAUGGUUUCGUUUGCCAAAAGGAUGGAGCUAUCGUGCGAGGUGUGGGAAGAGAUAGAAAUAGAUGCUGAUCUCGAAAGAAAAAGCGAACGUGCUGCCGCGGCACUUUCGGAAGCGCAGAAAGAAGGAGACGAAAUCAGGGGUGAUCAGAGGACCACGGGAAAAGAACGGCACCGAACGCUAGCCCGCGGGCUCGUUUGCAUAUCUGACGACUCGGACUGUUAUGGUCACAGCUUGUCGAAGAAGCAGAGAACCGCGGAUCUGCCACCACUCGUUCGGCACAGGUUUGGAAUCGACUUGGAAAAAUCUGCUACCGACUUGUCGCCGAGCUUGCACCGAAAGUUGAAAAAAGAAAGCUCCAGGACGAUUUCAUCUUGCACCCCCUCGACCACAGAUGACGACGAGACGAGCGAGACCAACACCAAACCGGAGCUCGGCGGUCGCGGAAGGGCUGAAUUUGCCGCACAUGAGCCGACCUCAGAAAUAGAAGAAGAAGAUUGCAAGCCGAAUCGAGUAAGGCCGCCUGCGCUUGCCCCACAGCUCGGUGUUUGGUUUCCCUUCUCAGGAACACCUCGCGCUCCCCUGGAGCGUCGUGUUUCCUCUACGCAAGCGUCAAACCUCCCCCACGAAUCGUGUUGGCAGCUUUUGCAACUCGUGGAGCCCCCGUGCUUUUCGUCGAGGGAAAGCAACCGGAGUCUUGCAGAUCGCGCACUUAUGAGUAGAUCCUGUUCCACACCAGCGCGGCGAGGCUCGACUCGUCGCGCCCCACUGCCGGAACCACUGGCACGCCUCAUGCUGAACGCAGCCAAGGUGUUGCCCACAAGCAUGGUUUUGGAUCCUUGCGCAGGCGAGGGCACUAUUGGGCGACUGGUUGCCGGCGGUUGUCUUGGGAAUUGCUUCUCCGCGGAUGUUGUCUCAGACGGGGCAAAAUAUGCAUCUUCGGCUUCAUCAUCUGCGGUACUAGCGGAAGAAACCCGCGGUCCUUGCGAAUUUGUGACCGCCAACCUGUUCGCCGCGCCGUUCCGACUUGUCGGCCAGUACGACGCUGUAGUCUGUGACCCGCCGUUCGGACGCCGAGAACCCGUGGUAACUCUCGCACAUGGAGGGGCUUCCGCUGCCGGCACAAACCCCAAUCCUUCGCCCGCGGUUCUUGGCAUCUAUGAUAAUGCCUUUCUGCCGGAGCUUUUUCGACUCUCCGCACGUGCGCUGAAGCUUCGAGGCAGAUUGGUUUUUCUCUAUCCGCAUUACCCGAAAAGUGAGGAGAAGGACAAGGACGAGACAUCCCGAGGAACUAGCUGGACACCCGAAGACAUGCUCGCUUUGGGCAACGCAGCCAUAAAAGAAGACAAACAUCAGAGCGCCGGCGUCGAAGAUCCUCGAACAGAGGACAGCGCUAACUGCAGAUGGCACCUGGUCGGCACCGCCGAGCAGGAGUGGGCGAAAAGCUCGGGGCACGUCAUGGUGCGAAGACUGGUAGUGCUGGAAAAGCAACUCGAGAAGCGAGACGAGCGCAGCCGGCGCACAAAGGCGACGAACAGAAUUGUUGAGCGUUCUGAUGAACCGUGCGCUGCCACACCGGCCUCCGAGUCUUCGUGGUCCCAGCGGCUGCUGCACGACAUAGCAGCACCCCACUCUGAAGUUGACAGCAACCCAGCUGCAUCGUUUCUUCUUGACGCAGCGACGGAGCGCCGCAUCCGCCUGGCCGUCGAGGAUCAAUUGCAAAAGCAAGAGGCGCGCGGGCCGCGGAAGGUGUUUCAGGGUUUGAAGGUCACGCCCGAGCCCCAGCCCCGCGUCAGCAUUCCCGACUUUCUGCGGGAGGAGCGAACGCUGUGCCUCAAGGAGAAAACGGUGGAAACGAUCGCACAGGUGUUGCUUCGCGAGGUACAGGACGUAGUUCUGGGGCCUGUUGCUGCUGCCGCCUACCGUGUCGCAAAACCCGAUACCAGCAUCGAAGCCGGUUUUCGUGAUGUGUUUUUCCCGCGCGCUGCUGGCCGAGGGACGGCACGACCCUCAGCUCCGAAUUGGGACCACCUGAAGCCGGGCCGCAUUCAAAGUUUGAUUCGUCGAUGUCCGGAGUUCUGUGCACGCUAUAAGGCACUUAUCGCCGAGGAGGUCGGGCCAAAGCUGUUGCAGGACGCUUUGGGGAAAAACCCGCAUUUGGGAGAUCUUCGCGGGGAAAACGAAACGCAGAAGCUGGUGCUGCUGUACCAGUUUCCGCCUACCCUGCGCGUGAAGCAGGCCCUCCCCGCAAGCCUUUCCUCAAGCUCGGAGGCAGCAGGCGCUGCUAGUGCUACUGCGACGGCUGAGAAAAACCAGCAGGGGAACACCGUAACGACCGAUGGUGGAAACGCAGUUGCCGGCACGGCCCUCCAAACCCAAACGCCUUGCUCCAUUGCUCAAGUUCACGCGGACGACAUAUACGGGCAUCAACCGGGAGAAAUCAACUUCUGGGUACCGCUGGUGCCAAUUGGUCAUGUGUUACAACAAGAGCCGGAGGAGAAUAAUGUCAUGACCUCUCAACCACAACCAAUCGCGGAUGAGGACACUGCAAGUUGUGCCAGCAGUUCAGCUAAUGUGGGAGGACCCCGCCCCGCAACAGAGCCUGUUCUGAUGAACACGCUGUGGUCCGAAAGCGUUCCGAACAAGGCGGACUGGCACCCGUUCGCACCGCUGCGAGUGGGCGAGUACAAGCGAUUUUGGGGCAGCAAGGUCCGCCACUUUGCCUGUACGAGCACCGCAGUAACGGUGGCAGCUGCUACUGUGUCAGGUUUCACCAGCACUGGAGAAGCAACGGGAUCCAGUGGAACAACCGCCAAAGUGGCUACAUGUGCGGAAGAAAACGAGAUAAAAACCCGGGUGAGUCUCGAUUUCCGCUUGUGUCUACAAGAGCAAUUCGACGAAGAGUGGGAGCUCCCCGGAGUCGUCUACAGCCAUGAAAGAAGAGAGAUGGAAUUCGAAUUUCACGCCGGUAGGGCGACUGCUGUUCUUCGUGAUACUGAGACAACUCCUGUGCUCCCAGACAGCACAUAGGAAAAAAAAAAAGAUGCGAACAUCUACAUUUUCUCAACAGCGACGCAAAUACACAAAGGAC